AACAACAUGGCGACCUACGGACUGGCCCCGUUAGCAAACUGAAGAAACACACAGCCGUACAGCAACAACACCUCCAUCUGACACUUUUUACUCUUUACAUUUCCUGCAUUUUAAAAAGGAACUUAUUCAGUUUGUUGCGGAAGACGUCGAGUCGUAGAAAGCUGCUGUCAAAACGAAGACUGUCCAAAGUCUAACUCCGGUCUAUGGGCUCCCAGUCCAGUUCUGGGAUGUCUGGUGGAAGGGGAUCCUCCAGUGGCACCCCAGCAGAAUCUGACGGAGACAACCAAGGCCACGGGCGCCGCUCGGGCCGACAGCAGGGAGAGAGUCAGUCAUCAGAGGAGGACGUGGACCUCGCUGAAGUGCUGGCGUACUUACUGAGGAGUGUGUGCGUUUGCAGGGGCCAGGUGCGGCUGGUCCACGGGAGCGGAGCCACAGGGCUACAGCUGGUCCAGUCUUACUCCGACUCAGACGAGGACAGCGAUGGGGCCUGGGAGGGGCGUCUGGGAGACCGCUACAACCCGCCAGUGGACGUCCAGCCUGACACCAAUGAACUGGACCGCAGUGAGAUUCGAACACAGAUCCUCCUCGCCACUGCCUCGUCCACGCCGAAGGGCCGCCACAGCUUCACACACAUGUUAGCAGAGAGGGAACAAGGCAGAUGUAGAGGCUCCAGUUUUUCCCAUGGAGAAUGCAGCCGUAUUCGAACACACUUCCUGCCAAACUACGUGUCCCACAAGGAUACAUACCAGCAGAAAGCCUUCUGUGGAGUCUACAGCGAGAAUGGCAACAUGUUCCUCUCUGCCUGCCAAGAUCAGAAUAUCCGCUUGUACGACACCACCAGGGGGCGCUUUACCCUGCGGCGGACAGUCAAGGCCCGGGACGUGGGGUGGAGCGUUUUGGACGUGUGCUUUAGCCCUGAUGCUCACCACGUGCUGUACUCGAGCUGGUCUGACUACAUUCAUUUGUGCAGUAUAGAUGGUGACAGUGAAAACCACACGGCCCUGGACCUUAAUCCAGAUGAGAGGCGUUUCUGUGUGUUCUCGCUGGCUGCGUCCACAGAUGGCAAAGAGAUCCUGGGAGGUGCAAACGAUGGAUGUCUGUAUGUUUUCGAUCUGGAUCAGAACAAGCGCACGCUGAAGAUCGACGCUCACGAGGACGACGUGAAUGCCGUGGCGUUCGCCGACAGCUCGUCACAGCUGCUGUUCUCGGGCAGUGACGACGCUCUGUGUAAAGUGUGGGACCGCCGCACGCUCCGGGAGGACAGGCCGCAGCCCGUGGGACACCUGGCCGGACACAGAGACGGGAUCACCUUCAUACACAGCAAGGGAGACGCUCGUUACUUAAUUAGUAACUCAAAAGACCAGUCUAUCAAGCUCUGGGACGUCCGAAAGUUCUCUCCUAAAGAGGGUUUGGCUGCGUCUCGUUUGGCUGUGACCCAACAGAACUGGGACUACCGCUGGCAGCAGGUUCCCCAAAGAGCUCUGAAGAGGCACAAGCUGACGGGCGACACUUCAGUGAUGACGUAUCGUGGCCACGGCGUCCUGCACACUCUGAUCCGCUGCAGAUUCUCCCCUGAGUUCAGCACCGGCCAGAGAUUCAUUUACUCAGGCUGCUCCACGGGCAAAAUCCUCAUUUAUGACGUUCUGACCGGCGCCGUGGUGACCAAACUGUCGGGUCAUGAUGCGUGCGUGAGGGACGUGAGCUGGCAUCCGUACGAAGACAACAUCAUCAGCAGCUCUUGGGACGGAGCGGUGCGGAUGUGGGAGCACAGACAGACCCACCCCAUGGACGAGGAGCGAGAGAGGGCGCCGACCAAAACCGCCAGCCCGGACAAACCGUGCGACUGCUGAACUACAGGAAAUUACAUCACUACGGACCGGGGCGGGGCUAUCCCAUAAAACGAGCUCAUUCAAAAAAAUAAAAUAAAAAAAGAAGGCGGGACUUAAUACUUUCACUUAAUCGCUGGAAAUGAAUUAUUACAAAUCUCGUGGGGGUGAAUUUCUGAAGUGCGCAUGGGGCACAGGGACUUUUUUUUUUUUGUCUGGAGAUGAAAAUGGUGUAGGAAAAUUUGUACUUAAGUGCUAAAGCUAAGAGCUAUCGACACCACACGCACUUAAUCUGCUGUUAAUGUAUGUAGUUAAUCUUAAUGCAGUUGCUGAAGGAAGCCAUGAUGGGAAUUGUGUAUAAAUGUAAAGUAUUUUAAUGACGAGUGCAUUCAGUGAGUGCAUCUGUCUGUGUAUGCGCUAACUCGGCAUCAGCUUUGACUUUUCGAUGAAGUUUAAAGGUUCUACGUUACGCAAAAUGGACUCUUGUGAGCGCUGAGUCGCGUUAUGAUGUUUUCACCUGGAGUUGUGUUUCGUUUCAUUCACACAUGUUUGAGUAACACUUUAUUAUUAGUCUGUAAAAUCUACAAAACGCGAAAUAGUCUGUUAUACCCAUAGUCUGUGUAUAAAUGGAUAUAGCUAACCUGCUAGCCACCGCGUUCCAAACAGGAAGUGAUCAUGGGCGCACUUCCUCUCUCUAUAACUGCUGCUGUCAGACUCAUUUUGGUCUUAAAUGUUCAUAUUAACCCUCUACAUGAUCCUGGGGUUUUUAUUUCACUAUUUUGUCUGUUUUUAAUGUUCAUAUCUUGAUUUACAGACACAUCAGGCGACGUCCUUUCCCCGAGGUCGCUCUCUGUUAGCGUUAGCAGCAGGUUGAUUGACAGCGUUGCUAAGCGCUCACUCGGUGUGGGCGGGAAAGGGGCGUUACCUUCAACAGCCUCGCUCUGGAUUGGCUCUUUGGUUGCUAUGAUACUUGUCACACUCACUUAGUCCACUUCUUUACACAGUCUGUGGUCUUAACCUGUCGUAUGGUUAAUAUUUCUCUAAUUAUCGUCGUCGUAUUCAUCAGGGUUCACAAACAAAAAUUAUGGGUGAAAAUUAACACAAUGCACAAGUUUGGAAACACAGUCAGACAGUUGUUUUUGUUUUUUUUUUGAUGAAAACUCAAGAAAAUUGCUUUUAAACAUCAUUUUUAUGGAGCCUAUAAUCAAUACAAGUGUUCAUGGUCCAGUUUAUGUGUUGAGUGAACUGAAAUACUGUUGGCUAAUGCUAAAGCUAGCUAGCGUGUGACUAUAAUGACAAUGAGGGACUUGUUUAACUUGUUUUAUUUCACUAUUGUGUCUGUAAAUAACAUAUGAACAUUAAUAACAGACAAAUCAGGCGCCUUCUUUCCGUGAGGUCUCUCCCAUUAGCGUUAGCAACAGGUUUGAUUGACAGCGUUGCUAAGGGGCGUGACCUUCAACAGCUUCGCUCCAGAUUGGCUCUUCGGUUGCUGAUGAUACUCACGGUCGGAAAAUAAAGGUGAGCUUCAUUUGGAGCUGAAGCUGUGGCGACGUCGAACUCGCUCAGUCACGUCUUUACUCAGUCUGCGGUUCCACCUUGUGAUGUCAUGAAGUGUUAGUUUUCAAGAGUCCAUUUUGUGUAAUACUGGGUCUUUAAUAUCUACUUUUGCUCUUAUAAAAUAGUUGUUGUACAGAGUUGGAAUCAUCUCAAAGACAAACUGGGGAAAUGUAUGUGAAUGAAUUGUAAUUGUAGGUUUCGGGUAAGUUCACCACAGAUUCACACUUUACAAUAAGAAAUAAAAAGACUUCAAAUUUGAAUAUUUCAGUUUGUGUUGAAACAAACGUUAAGAAAAUUAUCUAAAGGUUUUGCAGAUUUCAUAGGUCUGAUAUUACCAUCUAGGACGAAGAUCAGUGUAAAAUGUUUAGACCGUUUGAUUCAUUUUAGUGUUUAUAAUCUUUAAGUUUGUGUUUAAGCAAAUUAACUCUGAGAGGAAAAGUCGAAUUUCAAGGUACUUUUUUUACUCACAAAACAAUGAAAUUCUUUAACAUCGAGCUGGUGUUAAAAGUCCCGCGUGUCACUGUUUGAUCCUAAGUAUUUUUAAAGUUUUGUUACGAUCUUGUUUGGAUUGUGUUUCUUUUGUUGUAAAUUAAAUAUAGACGACUUU
Messenger RNA from Periophthalmus magnuspinnatus, 3990 nucleotides. It is a transcript of the gene dcaf11, whose product is annotated as ddb1 and cul4 associated factor 11. Gene Ontology annotation, cellular component: Cul4-RING E3 ubiquitin ligase complex. The record is from RefSeq and is a predicted model, not a curated record. The transcript has 15 exons. Gene Ontology annotation, biological process: proteasome-mediated ubiquitin-dependent protein catabolic process. Bases 204 to 1850 code for a protein of 548 amino acids. Lineage: Eukaryota; Metazoa; Chordata; Actinopteri; Gobiiformes; Gobiidae. Gene Ontology annotation, molecular function: protein binding.